AACAAACAAAAGGCCGCAAGUUUAGAACAAAUCCAUCCAUGAAAUUGGAAAAAACUAAAUUUGUUUGAUUUGAUUUGUUUGGAUUUUGAAGCAAACAUUACUUGAAACAUGUAAUUCCACAUUUGGCGGAGCAGUCUUCGUUGGUACUUUGUAUUCUCUUUCAAGUGAGAAAAAAUGAUAAAUUGGUAUGAAAAAAGUAAAAAUGAAAAAAAUAUUUGGGAAGAAAAAUUUAAAGGAAAACAAUGACAGAAAGCGAGUAUUUAGACUUAUGAGCUGCAGCGUUGCCUGCCCUGUUGUCAUGGCAACAUAGACCACAACACAACCUCCACCUGCCCCUUGCUCAACCAAGCGUAACACAUCAACACCUUCUGAGAAGCACAUUACUACAAUGGAUAAUGGAUUUAAAGCACAUUAAGGUACCCAUUCAUUGUUGUUGUUCAUUUACUUUUUAGUCUACACUUAAAUUACCAGUUAGGUUAAGUAGUUGAGUGUUCACAUUUUGUGAGUUUCAGAAAUUGACAAGAGAUGAGCGAUGAAAUUCAACUUAUUAAAACAUUUGAUCAAAUGUUUUCUAGACAAAAACACAAUUUUAUAUGAAUGGUAAAUGAGUUUGAUCAUAAAAGGAUUAGGUUAUGUGAAGGACAACUAAAUUCCUGAUUGAGGACUGGCUUACUACGUAUGGGAAAAACAAAGCGGUAAGUUAAUAUGAAAGGGGCAUUUUUUCAGGGUUAUUUUAAUCAAGAGGGAUCAACAUUUUGCAUAGACCCUGUCAUUGGUAAAAAAUAAAGGAGUGCAUAUCCUUCAAAGUUUAAUUCAUGGCUCAUUGUUAUUGGUACACAUAAUAAUCUUGAAUUUUGUUAUGCCUCGGAGUUUUCAUUUUUUAAAGUAAAAUGGUACAUAAAGCAUAGGUGUAUGUUUUUUACAAUUUUCAUGGGAAAAUAUGCAUUUUCCUUAAAUUUGUGAUUAGAAAGGUGUGCUUGAUUUUAUUUGAUGAUAGUGAACGAAAAAAUGUUCAUUGAAUAACAACAUAGACAUUAUAAACAGACGAUUUCGCAAUUUUCGAGGAAAUAGCCCCUCACAGUGGCAUCAAUUAUUAUUCACAAUUUGCGAACAAAUAAAAAAAAAUCACAAAACAAUUAUGAAUAGAACUUUAAAAAACCAGAGAAUUUAGGGAUUACGCAAGAGGGAAAAGAGCGCCUGACUGCGUUAUAAUGCAUGGCAAAGGUGAAAGGGGGCCAUAGAUGAUUGUUAUAUGGCAAUUCAAAUUCAGAUACUGAAUGACUUUUUUGAGAGGAAAAGAUUCCUGGGCUACAUUUUUAUGAAGAGUUCAUAAGAUGGUUCCUUGCCUUGCUUUAUAAAAUUCAUAAGAGGGGGGUCCAAGUUAGAAUACCGAGUGCAGUUCAUGAAUGGGAUGUUCAAAAAUUGAAGGAAAGUGAUAAUUUGGUUAAGUUGGAUAAUUUACCUAAUAAUUUGGUAUGGGCACUUCCUCGAGUGUGAGAAGUUAUCACUGAACAUCACACUUUUUUCAACAUUGAUUUUUUCCUUGUUGAGAUUAAGGUACCUCUUUUAAAAUUAGUAAACUUUAUCAAGUGGGUACUUCUGUUGAUUCGCAUAAUUUCUUUACGAGCUGAACUAUAGUUGUUUACUAAGGUGAGAUGAUCUAAAAUUGAAUGUUGAUCUGUUUUCCAGUCAAAAUGGCAGAGGAUGUUGAUCCUAACCUCAUCAUUCAAACCCAAAAUUCUCUUUCAAAGCACAUCAAAAAGCCACCAUUGCUUGAAAAAUUCUUGAAAAAGCCGCCAUUCCGAUUUCUGCAGGAUAUAGUGAAAUCAGUUAUAAAGGAAACUAAAUUUCUGGACAGUAAAUUUUCAGAGAAGGAUUUGGAAAAUGCAAAGGAUCGUGACACAAAAAUUAAGUUCCUUGAUACAUUGAUUGCAGAAGUUGAGGUGAUGACGGGAGAAAAAGUUAAAGCACGUCCUGCGAAGAUAGUUGCAGGAUUAGAUGUGAACCGAACACUCGAGCUUCUAAUUCUCCUUGGAAAAGCAAUUGAUAAAAAUAGUGAUACUAAGAAUAAACAGCAAAGUUCAGAAAAAACACAAAAUAAUAACCGAACAAAAGUUAGUGAAACAAAUAAGAAAAACGAAAAAAAGGAUGAGGAGAAAAAACCCCGAAAGAAAAUUACCUCAGAGACUGAAAGCAGGGAUGCACACCGCAAAACAGCUGACAGGACACAAGCCACAAAAGAUAGUAAAGCGGUGCCUAAAAGUGGUCAUCGAGUAGAGAACAAGGACCCAAAACAGUCAGCAGUAAAUCGGAGGACUCAAAACAAACCUAAAGAAGAUGAUAGAAAACAUUCGCCUACAAAAACAAGACCAGCUGAGAAGCCAGAAUCUCGUACGAAGGAUUCAUCACCUCAAGUCGAGCCGAUCAGAACAGAUAACAGACAGAAUGCAGAGCAAACUGAGGAGACGAAAGUAAAAAAUGAAAAUGUUAAUGGACAGACUGAAGAGCAGAAUGUGUCAGAUACACACGGAAGUAAAGAAAAAGACAACCGAAAGGACAAAAUGAAUAGCAAAGGUGAGAAAGUUGAUGCAAAUGGUGUUAUUCAAGAGAAGCCUCAGGAGGCUCCAACGUCAACAAAAAAACCAGAGACAGAGACAAAAAAAGCGAUAGAUCUUGUCAAAGAGCCAAAACCAUUGGCAACGAGCACAAGAGAGCCAAAAAAAAUGACAGAGAACUCCAGAAUCAUGAACACAGAGCCAAAACCAUUGGCAGCGAGCACAAGAGAGCCAAAAAAACUGGCGGAGAACUCCAGAGUCAUGAACACACUGCAGAAAACCGGUGAGUCAGUGUCAAAGGAGACUCCUGACAAAGUAUCUGAGAAGAGACAUUCACUAGAAAGAACUGACUCUGGAAGGGUCACUUCUUCGAUCGGGCAGAGACAAGAGCUGAAUCAGCGGAAUGAGUCCCAUAUUGGGGCACGACCUGUAAAAUUAGAUGCCAAUAAACGUGUCUUUACACCAGAUAAAGGUGCUAGGCAACGAAGCGAGACAGAGAGACCUACUAAUAUCUUCACGGAGAGUCAGGAUGAUAAAGAUGAUGCUGAUGAUAUGUUCAUUCUUGAGACACAUUACAUAGCUCCGACAGCCAAUCAAGGCGCAGAGAGUAAAGAGGAGAUUCAAGAACAAGGCCAACUUGUCUCGCAGAUAAUCGACACAAAGAAACAGCUUGAGAGCAAGGAGGGAGACGCCAAAACAAAAAUCCAGUGGGAGGAAAGUGCUAACUGGCGGAGAAACACUGGCGAAAAGGAGGUUGGAGGGGUUAAAACACUAAUACAGGAACUAACAAAGAACGCAGGUCCUCUGGGGCAGCUCCUGGCAGGGUUACAAGAGGAUGUGGAUGAAAUGAUGCAGGAGUUAGCACACUGGCGGGAGGUUAAUGCUCAAUUAGCAGUGGAUAUGAAAAAAGAGAAGGAGCAAACGAAUGACCUGAUCAAACCUCUCCUCAAACAGCUGGAGGAGCUAGAGCAGGUUGAGCUUCCACAGGAAGAGGAAAGGGUUAGAGUUGCAAAAAUGACUGUCUACAUGAAUGACAAAAAAAUUGAGGAGUUGCUCCGAUCGAGAACAAAAUAGCAUUAUCGACAGAUGACAAUGAAUGCAUUGCUUUGAGGCUUAAGCUCGACAUGUUCACAGAAACUUCAUCUCUACAUGGAGUUGAGAGUUGCCUACGAAAGGAAUCAUUUUUUGCUCUUUCGAAAUUUUAGAAUGCGACAAACUGCUUAUAAAAACAUUUACCAAAGUCAAAGCUCUGGCUCUAUAAUUCUCGCUUUUGUUUCAUCGGCUUCACAACUUGAAUUGAAAAAUUUGUCAUUACCAAAGCUGAACCUGACUUAAAUGUGUCUGCAAGUACUAGAAGUCUUCAAAGAUUGUAAAAUCCUCUGAUGAUUAAAGGAAAAAUACUUACAGAUAAGCUUACCUUCCAUUCUUAAAUUAGCAAAACAUGCUUUCUGGAUACCCUAAUUCAGCGUGACUAAAAAACUAUGACUGAACCGUGUGCUUGCUCAAGUCAUUAGUGAAUCAAUUUUUUGAAAGUCUAAAAUCCUGUUGUUCUUUUCUUAGAAUCAUUAUUAUUUUCAUUAAAAUUUGUUUCAUAAAGAUUUAUUUACACAAC
This is a messenger RNA of Bemisia tabaci, 4167 nucleotides long. RefSeq names its product intraflagellar transport 54 (gene IFT54). Gene Ontology annotation, biological process: regulation of microtubule cytoskeleton organization; cilium assembly; intraciliary transport. The record is from RefSeq and is a predicted model, not a curated record. Gene Ontology annotation, cellular component: axoneme; intraciliary transport particle B; ciliary basal body. Gene Ontology annotation, molecular function: microtubule binding. Lineage: Eukaryota; Metazoa; Arthropoda; Insecta; Hemiptera; Aleyrodidae.